AUGGCGUCCCCAGCUAGCGGCUUUCCCGCGCACCGUCCUGCGCCUGCCGACAGCAAGCUGGGUGGUGGAGAGCGGACAGGAGGACCCGCGGGCAGACAGGAGGACCCGCGUGAGGACAGGAGGACCCGCGAGGACAGGAGGAUCCGCGUGAGGACAGGAGGACCUGCAGACAGGAGGACCCGCGUGAGGACAGGAGGACCUGCAGACAGGAGGACCCGCGAGCGGACAGGAGGACCCGAGGGCGGACAGGAGGACCCGCGGGCGGACAGGAGGACCCGCGAGCGAACAGGAGGACCCGCGGGCAGACAGGAGGACCUGCAGACAGGAGGACCCGAGGGCGGACAGGAGGACCUGCAGACAGGAGGACCCGAGGGCGGACAGGAGGACCUACAGACAGGAGGACCUGCAGACAGGAGGACCAGAGGGCGGACAGGAGGACCCGUGAGGACAGGAGGACCCGAGGGCGGACAGGAGGACCCGCGUGAGGACAGGAGGACCCGAGGGCGGACAGGAGGACCCGCGAGCGGACAGGAGGACCCGCGGGCGAACAGGAGGACCCGCGGGCAGACAGGAGGACCUGCAGACAGGAGGACCCGAGGGCGGACAGGAGGACCUGCAGACAGGAGGACCAGAGGGCGGACAGGAGGACCCGUGAGGACAGGAGGACCCGAGGGCGGACAGGAGGACCCGCGUGAGGACAGGAGGACCUGCAGACAGGAUGACCCGCGUGAAGACCAGCCACUCGGCUUCCCAAGCCCCAACCCACAGCUGCUGGCGGAAGCGGGCCGCCGGAGCCUGGCCGGCUGGUGCACGCGGAAGCGGAAGUCGAAUACCCGGAAGGCUGUUCGAGGGCCGCCCAGCAUGGCUGAAGCGGCUCCGGGCUUCCGAGCGCGGGCGGCGCGCACGGUGCUCAACCAGGUGGUGCUGCCGGGAGAGGAACUGCUGCUGCCGGAGCACGAGGACGCAGGAGGCGCGCAGGGGGCCGGGGAGCGGCCGCUGCGCCUGGACGCCGGCGUGAGCGCGCGCGCGCGUGUGGUGUGCGGCCCGGGGCUGCGGCGCUCCGGGGACCGCCUGCUGGUCACCAAGUGCGGCCGCCUCCGCCACAAGGAGCCCGGCGGCGGCGGCGGCGGCGGGGGCGCCUACUGGGUGGACUCGCAGCAGAAGCGGUAUGUUCCAGUGAAAGGAGACCGUGUGAUUGGCAUCGUGAUCGCGAAAUCUGGAGAUAUAUUCAAAGUGGACGUGGGAGGGAGUGAGCCGGCUUCCUUGUCUUACCUGGCAUUCGAAGGUGCCACCAAGAGAAACAGGCCCAAUGUGCAGGUUGGAGAUCUCAUCUAUGGCCAGUUUGUGGUUGCUAACAAAGACAUGGAACCAGAGAUGGUCUGCAUUGACAGCUGUGGACGAGCCAACGGAAUGGGUGUGAUUGGACAAGACGGCUUGCUUUUUAAAGUGACUUUGGGCUUAAUUAGGAAACUGUUAGCUCCAGGCUCCGAGAUCAUACAGGAAGUGGGAAAACUCUAUCCACUGGAGAUUGUAUUUGGAAUGAAUGGAAGAAUAUGGGUGAAGGCGAAGACCAUUCAGCAGACGUUAAUUUUAGCAAACAUUUUAGAAACUUGUGAACAUAUGACGACAAGUCAAAGAAAACAGAUCUUCUCCAGACUGGCAGAAAGCUGACCUGUGUGAACUUUUUAAAUGGGUCGGUUGAGCCAAGAGACUGGGUUUCCUGGGAGAAACUUUUUUCAGGUAAAUCUCUCCCUGUUAAACCUUCAGAAGACAAGAUGUAAAUGUAUACUAUCUUAGUAAAGUCCUACAUAUUUUUGUAAGAAAGAUACUGGUUUUCUCCCAUUAUCUGUGAGAAAAUAACUGUAAAUUAUAACUUUUUUUGUUCUGUACAAUCAAGUUUAUUAAACGUUAUUACAGUUUACUAUAGUUUAAUUCCUUUAGUUUUACUAGACUGCAGCUUCAGUGGGGAGUUUGAACUUGGCAUAAAAAUGGUCACUUUCUGAUGCUAGUAAUAAAGCAUGUGAGACAAAACAAGCCGGUGAAGCCACACCGAGCUCCAGCGAUCAGCACGAGCCAGCAAGUCUCAUGUGUCAGCCAGUCAUUUCUGCAUGGACUAACUCCUUUAUCCCUCACAGUUGAAGGUACUGAGACACAAGGUUUAAACUGACUUACAUUCCCAACCACAAUGUGUUCUUCAAACUGAAUUACAGGAUAUUUAUAUUCUAUUUUGUAAUAUACUUUGUCAGGUUCAGAUACCAUAAAUUUAUCACAACUGCUAAUAAAAUGUCACUAGUUGUAUUUCA
This is a messenger RNA of Ochotona curzoniae (black-lipped pika), 2303 nucleotides long. RefSeq names its product exosome component 3 (gene EXOSC3). Gene Ontology annotation, cellular component: cytoplasmic exosome (RNase complex); nuclear exosome (RNase complex). Gene Ontology annotation, molecular function: RNA binding. The record is from RefSeq and is a predicted model, not a curated record. Gene Ontology annotation, biological process: U4 snRNA 3'-end processing; exonucleolytic trimming to generate mature 3'-end of 5.8S rRNA from tricistronic rRNA transcript (SSU-rRNA, 5.8S rRNA, LSU-rRNA); TRAMP-dependent tRNA surveillance pathway. Lineage: Eukaryota; Metazoa; Chordata; Mammalia; Lagomorpha; Ochotonidae. The transcript has 5 exons. Bases 1 to 1671 code for a protein of 556 amino acids.